This is a messenger RNA of Aspergillus chevalieri, 1422 nucleotides long. It is a transcript of the gene MDM10, whose product is annotated as mitochondrial distribution and morphology protein 10. NCBI's taxonomy places the organism in Eukaryota, Fungi, Ascomycota, Eurotiomycetes, Eurotiales, Aspergillaceae. Gene Ontology annotation, cellular component: ERMES complex; SAM complex. The transcript has 2 exons. Gene Ontology annotation, biological process: establishment of mitochondrion localization; phospholipid transport; mitochondrial outer membrane translocase complex assembly. The record is from RefSeq and is a predicted model, not a curated record. The coding region runs from base 1 to 1422 and encodes 473 amino acids.
AUGUUGGAUUUCAUGGAUUACAUCCAGCUCGCCUUCGCUGAGGGGACCAAUUGGAAUCGCGACAAUUCGUACUCGUCGCUAACAGCCACAGCGCAGUCACUCCUCGACUUUACCACACCCGAGCGCCUCCGCGUCCACCUCUCCUCCCUCUCAACCCCUCAUUUCGCAACCAGCUACACACUCGGCACAGUUGGUCUAAUCGACGGCUCCGUCUCCUAUCUCUACAGCACCCUCCCAUUCGACAACCUUUCCAGUCGAAGCGCCUUGAUACCCCUCCGAAAACUCACCCCGGGCUACCGACAAGUCCAGAGACCAGUUGCCCCGACUCAGAACUGGGCAUGGAACUCGAUCCUUGAUGGUGUGGGCGAUUUCUCGCCAGCAAGAGACGGUGGAGAUGAUGCGAGUACUCGGCAAAAAGCGACAUUGCUCCAUGCGACGCUUCAUCUGCCACCACCAACGACGCUGAAUGCGUUGUUCUUGCGGAGGAUUUCCCCGACGAUGCAGUUAGCGCUCGCGGUGUGCUCGACCCGUGGUCCUCCGUUGUCGAAGUCGGCACCGCAGGCUUCCUUGUUGACGCAGUUAUCUCAUGAUACGGGGAAGUACAGCAAUGAAUACCUUUUCAGUACGGAUAAUGCGCUAUUUGGCUGGCGGGGGUUGUGGAAUUUCGGCCCAGAUCCACGGACAGCCUCCAAAGACGAUACUUCCCCAUCACAAUUAUCCCUCUUAUCCGCAGGCGCAGAAGCAUACUACUCCCCUAUCUCCUCUCUAAUUGGCAUGUCCACAGGCCUCCGCUUCAGCACCCUCCCUGCACCCGAGACAGCCUGCCAAUCCUCUCCGUCUACCUCCAUUCAAUCAUCAACAAACGGCACUCCAAUCUCCACCUUCCCCUACACCCUCACACUAACCCUAACACCGCUAACCGGAUCGCUAUCAACAUCCUACUCCCUCCGCGCCUCUCCAAACCUCUCCUUCAGCUCCCGCUUCGGAUUCAACGUCUACAGCUGGGAAAGCGAAAUGGUCGCGGGCUGCGAACUCUGGCGCAAACCCAGCAAAUCCAUCCCCGACCCCGAAGACGACGGCCUCGAAUGGGCGAGGCGCAAAAUGCGGGAGAAUAACCCUGCUUUCCCGCCUGUCCCGAGCGAUGCAAAUCCCGCGCCGCUGAAGGAGUUACAGAAAGAUGAGGAGGAAGAGGAGGCUAGUGACUCUGUGCUUAAGAUCCGGGUUGACCAGUCGUGGAAUGUACGGUUGCUGUGGGAAGGAAGGGUGAAGGAGUUGUUGGUUAGUGCGGGUGUUGGGUUGGGGCCGAGUUCAUUUUCGCCGGCUUAUGGGCCUGGUGGUGGUGCGCAGAGUGCUGGGGGUGGUGCGUCUGGGGCUGCGUCGUAUUGGAGGAGUGUGGGGAUAUCGGUUUCAUAUUCGUCAUGA